Molecule: messenger RNA, 1503 nt
Organism: Odobenus rosmarus divergens (Pacific walrus)
Lineage: Eukaryota; Metazoa; Chordata; Mammalia; Carnivora; Odobenidae
Gene: ARMH1
Product: chromosome unknown open reading frame, human C1orf228
Exons: 12
Coding region: 175-1503 (442 amino acids)
Source: RefSeq, a predicted model, not a curated record
GAGGGUCUGCGGGAGAUUUGCGGUAUUCUGGAAACGGGAAGGUCUCCCUUUCCCACCGUGUCUUAUCCUACGGGGUGGACGGCAGUGCCCUUUGAUUUACAUCAUCUCCUACCUCUACCAUCCUUUACCAGACGCAGCUCCGAGGGCUGGAGCCAACUUCAGGACUGACUGACCAUGACUUCCAUAAAGGAGCAGGCAGCAAUUAGCCGGCUCUUGAGUUUUUUACAGGAUUGGGACAACGGUGGCAAAGUCGCAAGGAGUCACAUCCUCGACAAUUUCAUCAAGACCAACCAAGGCAAGACCUCUCCUGAACUGGAGCAGGAGUUUUCCCAGGGAGCCAGCUUGUUCCUGGUACGCUUGACCACCUGGCUUAGACUCAUCUAUAUGACUGGCUCCUGUUUAGAUAAGAUUCUACAGUCUAUUGGCAUCUUCUUGUCAGCGGUGAGCAGUAAUCGGUACCUUAGAGAAUUUCUGGAAGUUGGAGGCGUCCUAACACUCUUGGAAAUACUUGGGCUGGAGAAGAUCAGGGAGGAGGACAAGAAGGAAUCCAUCAAGCUACUUCAGGUUAUUGCAAACUAUGGCAGGAAGUACAAGGAGCUCAUCUGUGAAAGCUAUGGUGUACGAUCCAUAGCAGAAUUUUUGGCAAAGUCUAAAUCCGAAGAGACCCAGGAGGAAGUGCAGCUUCUGUUGGAUUCUUUGGUCCACGGAAACCCCAAGUACCAGAAUCAAGUCUACAAAGGUCUAAUAGCUUUGCUGUCCUGCGCAUCACCAAAAGCUCAGCAGCUGUCCCUGCAGACUCUCAGGACUGCGCAGUCGAUCAUUGGAACUACCCACCCCAGCAUCGUGGAGUGCGUGCUGAAGGUGCUGCGCACAAUGCACCUGGAAGUCCAGUAUGAAGCCAUCGAGCUGAUCAAGGACCUGGUCAACUAUGACGUGUGCCAGGCGCUGCUCAAGGGCCUCGUGGAGCUGCUGAUACCGUCCGUCAAGGAGACCAGCAAACUGCAACCCAAGAUCCUCAACGACUCCUUGGUUCCCCAGCUCACCGCCCACCUGCCGGUGUUCUUGCAGCAGGCCGCGGCAGCCAAGGCCAUCGGGAUCCUGGCGCGCAGCAACACGAGCAUCGCCGAGGAGAUGCUGCACCUGCGCGUGGUGCACAGCCUGUUGGCCGCCAUGGGCAACUCGGACCACAGCAACAGCCAGCGGCAGGCCAGCCUCACGCUGGAGUACUUCGUGCAGGUGUUCCCGGUGGUGGAGGAGCACGUGCGCAGGUCCAUGGGAGAGGAGCUCUACAAGCUUUUCCUCAGCAAUGCCGAGGACUUGUACAUGAAAAUAGAUAGCAUUCAGGCGGAUAUCUUGGCGGCCAACAAAGUCAAUGUUUCCAAAGCAUUAUACCUCGGUGGCGUCCCCCACAGCAACACGACCUUUUACCUUGACGCCCAUGACCAGGAUCAGCUGGCUUACAUCACAUACUUCCAGAAGGAGGAUGUGGAGGGAGAGGAGUAA